AGAGAAAAUGAAAGAGAUCUCUCUCUCUUUCACUGAGUUCAGGACAAUGGCUGAGGCGAGUAUUUCAGUAGAUCAGCUUUCAGUGGAUCAGUUCAUCUGUCCAGUGUGUCUGGAUCUCCUGAAGGAUCCGGUGACUCUCUCCUGUGGUCACAGUUUCUGUACUGUGUGUAUUAAUGGUCACUGGGAUCAGGAGGAUCAGAAGGACGUCUACAGCUGUCCUCAGUGCAGAGAUACUUUCACACCAAGGCCUGUUCUACGCAGAAACAACAUGCUGACUGAAGUGGUGGAGAAACUGAAGAAGACUAAAGCCCAAGCUGCUUCUCCUGCUCACUGUUACACUGGACCUGGAGAUGUGGAGUGUGAUAUCUGCACCAGGAGAAAACACAAAGCCAUCAAGUCCUGUCUGGUGUGUGUGGCUUCAUUUUGUGAAACUCAUCUCAAACCUCAUCUUGAAAGUCCUGCUUUGAAAAAACACAAAUUAAUGGAAAUCUCUGGAAAUCUACAAGAGAAGAUCUGCUCUGAACACGAUGAAGUUCUGAAGAUCUUCUGUCGUACUGAUCAGAGAUGUAUUUGCUCUUUGUGCAUGUUGGAUAAACAUAAAGGCCACGACGCUGUAUCAGUUGCAGCAGGAAGAGCUGAGAAACAGAGUGAGUUAAAGGAGGAGCAGAUGAAAUUCCAGCAGAGACUCCAGGAGAAGCAGAAGAAGGUGCAGGAGCUGAAACAGACUGUGAACACUAUAAAGCUCAGUGCACAGACAGCAGUGGAGGACAAUGAGAGGAUCUUUACUGAGCUGAUCAGCUCCAUGGAGAAAAAGCGCUCGGAGGUGACGGAGAUGAUCAGAGCUCAGGAGAAGGCUGAACUGAGUCGAGCUGAACGACUCCUGGAGCAACUGGAGCAGGAGAUUGAUGAUCUUCAGAGGAGAGUCACUGAGAUGGAGAAGCUUUCACAGACACAUGAUCACAUCCAUUUCCUCCAGGCUUUAGCUUCUGGACCUCAGUCUGCUCUAUUAAAUAGACCAGAUUUUGACAUGUCCAGCAUCAGUGUCCCUCAACAUCUGUCAUUUGAUGGAGUGAAGAAUUCUCUCUCAGAUCUGAAGAAGAGACUGGAGGAAUUCUGUGAGGAGGAAUUCAACAAAAUCCCUCCACAUGCUGCAGCAGUUCAGAUCAUUUCACCACCAGAUCCACAGAACAGAGAAGAGUUUCUGAAAUAUUUCUGUUCUCUGACUCUGGAUCCCAACACGUCACAUCGUAAACUCAUUCUGUCUGAGAAGAACAGAGCAGUGACACUCAGUAAGAGAAAACAGCAGUACUCUGAUCAUCCAGGGAGAUUUGACUUCUGGCCUCAGGUGUUGUGUAAGGAGAGUGUGUGUGGACGCUGUUACUGGGAGGUGGAGUGGAGCGAUGUUGGUGUGUACAUAUCAGUCUCAUAUAAAGACAUCAGGAGGAAAGGAGGUGAUAAUGAGUGUGUGUUUGGAUGCAACAAACAGUCCUGGAGUCUGGAAUGUUCUUCUUCUUCUCUCUCUUUCUAUCACAACAACAUUGAGACUCAGCUCAGAGUUCCAUCAUCCCCCAGAAUAGGAGUGUAUGUGGAUCACAGUGCAGGAACUCUGUCCUUCUACAGCGUCUCUGACACCAUGAAGCUCCUCCACAGAGUCCACACCACAUUCACUCAGCCUCUAUAUGCUGGGUUCAGGCUCUACUGGUUUGGUUCUUCAUCUGUGAGAUUGUGUGAUCUAAUCUUGCCAUGGUGUAAGACCUGUGAAAUGAACCUGUCUUCCACAACCUCACCUCAGUACCAGAUGCUGACACACACACACACACAACCAGGAAGUUUCAGAGAAAACGAAAGAGAUCUCUCUCUCUCUUUCACUGAGAUCAGGAAAAUGGCUGAGGCGAGUAUUUCAGUAGAUCAGGACCAGUUCAUCUGUCCAGUGUGUCUGGAUCUCCUGAAGGAUCCGGUGAGUCUCUCCUGUGGUCACAGUUUCUGUACUGUGUGUAUUAAUGGCUGCUGGGAUCAGGAGGAUCAGAAGGAUGUCUACAGCUGUCCUCAGUGCAGAGACACUUUCACUCUAAGGCCUGUUCUACGCAGAAACAACAUGCUGGCUGAAGUGGUGGAGAAACUGAAGAAGACUGAAGCCCAAGCUGCUUCUCCUGCUCACUGUUACGCUGGACCUGGAGAUGUGGAGUGUGAUUUCUGCACCGGGAGAAAACACAAAGCCGUCAAGUCCUGUCUGAUGUGUGUGGCUUCAUUUUGUGAAACUCAUCUCAAAACUCACCUUGAACGUCCUGCUUUGAAAAAACACACAUUAAUUGAAGCCUCUGGAAAUCUACAAGAGAAGAUCUGCUCUGAACACGAUGAAGUUCUGAAGAUCUUCUGUCGUACUGAUCAGAGAUGUAUUUGCUCUUUGUGCAUGUUGGAUAAACAUAAAUGCCACGAUGCUGUAUCAGUUGCAGCAGGAAGAGCUGAGAAACAGAGUGAGUUAAAGGAGGAGCAGAUGAAAUUCCAGCAGAGACUCCAGGAGAAGCAGAAGAAGGUGCAGGAGCUGAAACAGACUGUGUACACUAUAAAGCUCAGUGCACAGACAGCAGUGGAGGACAAUGAGAGGAUCUUUACUGAGCUGAUCAGCUCCAUGGAGAAAAAGCGCUCGGAGGUGACGGAGAUGAUCAGAGCUCAGGAGAAGGCUGAACUGAGUCGAGCUGAACGACUCCUGGAGCAACUGGAGCAGGAGAUUGAUGAUCUUCAGAGGAGAGUCACUGAGAUGGAGAAGCUUUCACACACACACGAUCACAUCCAUUUCCUCCAGGCUUUAGCUUCUGGACCUCAGUCUCCUCUGUUAGAUAGACCAGAUUUUGACACGUCCAGCAUCAGUGUCCCUCAACAUCUGUCAUUUGAUGGAGUGAAGAAUUCUCUCUCAGAUCUGAAGAAGAGACUGGAGGAAUUCUGUGAGGAGGAAUUCAACAAAAUCCCUCCACAUGCUGCAGCAGUUCAGAUCAUUUCACCACCAGAUCCACAGAACAGAGAAGAGUUUCUGAAAUAUUUCUGUUCUCUGACUCUGGAUCCCAACACGUCACAUCGUAAACUCAUUCUGUCUGAGAAGAACAGAGCAGUGACAGUCAGUGAGAGAGAGCAGCAGUACUCUGAUCAUCCAGAGAGAUUUGACUCCUUGUGGCAGGUGUUGUGUAAGGAGAGUGUGUGUGGACGCUGUUACUGGGAGGUGGAGUGGAGCGGUGAUGGUAUUGUGUCCAUAUCAGUCUCAUAUAAAGACAUUGGGAGGAAAGGUCGGGGUGAUGAGUGUGGGUUUGGACGCAACAAACAGUCCUGGAGUCUGGAAUGUUCCUCUUCUUCUCUCUCUUUCUAUCACAACAACAUUAAGACUGAUCUCAGUGGUCCACCAUCCUCCAGAAUAGGAGUGUAUGUGGAUCACAGUGCAGGAACUCUGUCCUUCUACAGCGUCUCUGACACCAUGAAGCUCCUCCACAGAGUCCACACCACAUUCACUCAGCCUCUAUACGCUGGGUUCAGGCUCUACAAGUGGAUUGUUUUAACAUCUGUAAGAUUGUGUGAUGUAAAAUAAUGUGUGUAGUGUGUUGUGUAACAUUCCUCCACAUUACCAUAUUAUUACUCCAUCAUCUGUUUAACACACAAUCCAGCUGCACAAAAAACAUUUUCAUUGUAAAUUAUAACAGAUUCAUCCUGGAUGAUGAACCAUAUAAAUCCAAGUUUGUGUUAAAUAUUAUGACCAAAGUUUUGAAAAUAAAAGAUCAGACCACAGAAGAACGGUGUGAACUGGGUGUCAGUGUCAGUCUCAUAUAAAGAGAUCAGAAGGAAAGGAAGUCGUAAUGAAUGUGGGUUUAAUUUAACACAAACUGAUGCUGAUUGUAGAAUAAAUAGUUUUGUGGCACCGUAAUGAAGACUGUAAAGUAACUGAAGAGUUUUCUUUAACUUCUGAAAUCAACUGCAUUAAGAAUAUUGAUCUUUUUUAUAAUUCUGAUGAUUAAAGUGAAAUUAUUUUAGAAA
Tachysurus vachellii is the source of this 4017-nucleotide messenger RNA. Its product is annotated as E3 ubiquitin/ISG15 ligase TRIM25-like. Gene Ontology annotation, molecular function: zinc ion binding; protein binding. The coding region runs from base 8 to 3574 and encodes 1188 amino acids. The transcript is spliced from 13 exons. The record is from RefSeq and is a predicted model, not a curated record. NCBI's taxonomy places the organism in Eukaryota, Metazoa, Chordata, Actinopteri, Siluriformes, Bagridae.